AUGGCCGAAGGGUCGACCACCGUGCCCGUUGUGAGACAGACGUCUGCGGAGUGUCGACGGGGCUCCUCACCUUUAACCCAACUUCGUCAUCGUCAUUACCAUGAUCCGCUAAAGUCAAGUGGAACCUCUCCGGUACUCCGCGGUUCCCGGCGAGCCGUAUCCUUUUCUGACACACUCUGCGAGGCCCGUCAAUCCAUCAAAUCAUCGACGGAUGACUUUAUUAGACCACGGGCAUCCGUUGAAACCGAUGGAUCCUAUUGGCAGUCCGCUCCCUUGGCGCUGGCCCUAGUGCCUGCCAUCGGCGGCAUUUUCUUCCAGAACGGGAGUGCAGUCCUUACAGACGUAACGCUGAUAUGUCUUGCCGGUGUAUUCCUCAACUGGUCUGUGCGUCUACCAUGGGAUUGGUAUCAUGCUGCGCAGGAAUCUACGCGCAGACCUCCACCAGACGAGGUCUUUGAUUCGGAAGACAGGCCGAAUGGCGAAGCUAGCCGAAGCGAUCAAGAAACCGCAUUGGCGAAAGACACUCAGACGGACGAUUCUCAGAAGCAACCCCACGGAGCUGGCAUGGGCUCUAAAGCAAGCCGGGAGCUUCAUUUUCAUGAAAUGAUUGCUCUUGCAUCAUGUUUUAUCUUCCCUGCCUUUGGAACCUUGCUUCUUCAUGCUAUUAGAUCGAAACUGUCACGGCCGUCUGAAGGUCUUAUUUCGAAUUACAAUCUUACAAUCUUUUUACUCGCUGCUGAAAUCCGACCUUUGUCUCACCUCCUAAAGCUAGUGCAAGCCAGAACUCUCCACCUACGGCGAGCAGUAGAGUCAACGUCUCCAAACCCUGAUAUGAUGGAUGCUACAAAAAUUGUCGACAUUUCUAGGCGUCUCGAUGAAUUGGAAGCACAAGUUGAAGAGCUGUUGACUCACAAAGGUGAGGAUCAGACAGCACAAGAGUCCUCGAGCGAACUUGAACAGAAACUAUGCGAGAUCGAAGCCCAGGUGCGGAAAGCUAUGCAGGUAGAUAUUGCUGCUUUGAAUCGUGCUGUUCGCAAAUACGAGAAGCGACUCACGACAUCGGCAUUGGAUACCGAUACGCGAUUCGACAACAUCGAGUCCCAGAUCCGCAACAUUAUGUUUAAAAAAUCUCCUAGCCCUAAAUCUCAAGGCAACCUUCUCUUGCGCUGGAUACGGGUAUUGGCCAAGUCCAUUCAGCCAAUCCUCCUUUUGCCAUGGCAUGUCUUAAGGAGAAUAGUCAUGCUUCCAAUUUCGGUUACAGCAUGGUGGUUUUCUAUACUGACGAGAGUCCUGGGCUGGGGUGGAUAUCCAGAGAACGCAAAUGCGAAGGAUUCUAUUCGGCUGAAACGAAUCCGCCGUCAAAAUUGGCAUUGA
Molecule: messenger RNA, 1374 nt
Organism: Coccidioides posadasii C735 delta SOWgp
Lineage: Eukaryota; Fungi; Ascomycota; Eurotiomycetes; Onygenales; Onygenaceae
Source: RefSeq, a predicted model, not a curated record